This is a messenger RNA of Diaporthe citri, 2625 nucleotides long. RefSeq lists its product as uncharacterized. The transcript is spliced from 4 exons. The coding region runs from base 1 to 2625 and encodes 874 amino acids. Gene Ontology annotation, molecular function: RNA polymerase II cis-regulatory region sequence-specific DNA binding; DNA-binding transcription factor activity, RNA polymerase II-specific; zinc ion binding. Gene Ontology annotation, cellular component: chromatin. NCBI's taxonomy places the organism in Eukaryota, Fungi, Ascomycota, Sordariomycetes, Diaporthales, Diaporthaceae. The record is from RefSeq and is a predicted model, not a curated record. Gene Ontology annotation, biological process: DNA-templated transcription; regulation of transcription by RNA polymerase II.
AUGCUUUCCAUCCAGUCCGUAGAGGGACCCAGUCCUCCUCGUGCCGACGACACCGGUGACAUGAAGCAGCAGAAGCCAAAGACGUUACCAUGCAAAUACUGCAACAAAUGGUUCAGAGACCUUCUCGUCCGCCAUGAGAAGCUCGUGCAUCUCAGCGAUGGCAACAAAGAUGCCAAUGGCGUCAGCACACAACGGCGCAAGUCGUCAGCGGCGGGUACCCAGUCAAGCCCGACCAAGAGUCACGGCGAUACCGAGAUGCUCGGUAUGCAACAGACGCCCACACAAACCCAUUUCGCCCCGGAGGCCGCCAUGUCCGCCGUCGUCUCGAGCCUGCCUCCCGACUCACGCAUCGCCCCAAGGCCGGCAGCAGCCUGCAACCUCGACUUGCUGUCCGAUGCCGCAACCCAUCUUGCCUCCGCCGGCGACGUGUCGUCGAUGCAGAACAUGCUCCCAGAUAUGAGCCAGCAGCAGACGCCUCUCGGACGUGUUGAUGGCUUGCCGUCCUACGGUGACCGAAGCCGAGAGCAGGACCCAGUGGUCUAUUCGACGCCCUUUCCCGUCACUACAGCUCCAUACUCGGUCUCCUCAGCGCCCUUCCCGAUUACGUCGGCACCUUUUCCUGUCACUUCGGCGACCUUCCCUGUCACAUCCAACGCGCAACCAAACUUUGAAGGCUAUGACCUCUUCAUGGAUGACUUCGGCACGCAGUCACACUUUCUGCCGGCUGGAGUUGAUACAGAGCAGUCCUUUGGUGGGUGGCGCGCAGGCACCUCCUCAUUUCCGUCAAGGUUCCCCUCCCUGGCGCCUGAAGCAUCCACGGAUGGUACGGGCAGGUUGCAAGACGAAGUGAUGAGAGCGCCGCUCUGGAGGAUCUCGAGCAAUGACCAUGGAGUUAUCAAGAGCCGUCUGGACGAGUUCUCGAGCGUGCUUCCAAACGAUUUCGUUUUUCCUUCGCGACAUACAUUGACUCGAUAUCUCGAGGGGUACAUCAGCGGUUUCCAAGAGCACCUCCCUUUCCUUCACAUACCGACUCUGAAUCCGAGUGAGAUCGCUCCUGAGCUCCUCUUGGCAAUUGCCUCAGUCGGCGCGCAAUACCGAUUCGAGAGUCACCGUGGACAUGCUCUCUGGUAUGCUGCCAAGGCUGUCGCCCUCGAGCAGAUUCGGAGACGCCACAGCCACGAGGUACACACGUUGCUACCAACACCAGCGGCUUACAGCCCGCAUUCCACGCGAGCAUCCCCUAGCUCUGGCUUCCGCCACUCCUUCAACUCGGUCCAUUCAGACCGGCCCAUGACACAGGAAACCCACCGUGAGCCAUACUCUCCGAAUAAUCCUCAGUCCCGUCUCGAGACGAUACAGGCUCUUCUUUUGCUUUUCUCAGUGGGCCUUUGGGGAGCCAAGGCCAUAUUGCAGGAUGCUCUAUCUUUGCAAAGCCAGCUCGCCCUGCUGAUACGCGAUGAAGGCCUGAACUCUAAUUCAACGCAGAUUGCCGACUGGGAGACUUGGGUGAGAAACGAGGGUAGUAAUCGGACCAAGCUGAUUGCCUACUGCUACUUCAACCUAUGCAGUGUUGCCUACAACAGCCCGCCUGUCUUGUUCACAUCGGAGAUGAACUUGUACCUUCCCGGCCCGGCCCGCCUUUGGAGGGCCGAGAGUUCAUGGGCAUGGCGAGAUGCUCGGCAGUCCGUCCAAUACAUGGAGCUGCCUCUCCAGGAAGCGCUGUCGAGGCUCCUGCACCGACCGUCACAGGGGCCACUGAACGAUCUGACUUCACUUGGCAACUACGUCUUGAUACAUGCCUUGAUACAGCACAUUUACUUGCUCAAGCAGACCUCAUUCGCGAACACGUCUCGCUAUGACAUGCACAGAGGCCUCAAAGCAGAGGAUGUGGAGGAAGUCACGCAAGCGCUGCGUGUGUGGCAAUUGGGGUUCGAGGAGCACCGCAUGCGAAUUACCCAGUCAGCCCAGCAGAUGGGCAGUGAGAACUUCCCCGGCGGGCCAGUGUCUUUUGACGCCACUGCACUUUCCCGACUCGCACAUAUCCGUCUACACACGGACCUCGCGCCUGCUCGGGCGCUUGAGAGCCGUGAGCCAUACGCAGCUGCAAACAUCUUCAACGGCUUGGCCCUCUUGCCCAGGGGCCCACGUCUGAACAAGGCAAUACUGCAAGCCGUGCACGCGUUGUCGAUGCUCGUCAAAGCCGGCAUCAACUACAUUGCUCGGACCAAGUCUCUCGAGUGGAGCAUGCAGCAUUCUUUCCUCCUUGCCAAGUGGUUGAUGACGAUGGCUUCGAUGAGUGCUACUGAGAUGCAGACCGCCGAAGAGAAGUCUAUACUGGCGUCCAUCCGGACGAUAGUGGACGAGACGGAGUACGCCGUUCCCAUCGAUCCUAGUCUCGCCGCUCAACAGCCUUCGAGGAUGGACGGGUCACUCAACGACUCGCAAAAGCUACGUCAACUUGCGUCGGCCGUCCUCCGCAUCUGGGCCAAGACCUUCAAGGGUGAGCACAUCUUCGAACUGGUCAAGACGAUGGGUCAUGGCCUGGAGAUCUACUCGAACACCUUAGACAAGCCGAGGGACCAGCCGUCCCUGGGACGGAUGUCGUCUGGCUCUAUUCUCGAAUAA